This is a messenger RNA of Leptidea sinapis, 2009 nucleotides long. It is a transcript of the gene spz5, whose product is annotated as protein spaetzle 5. Lineage: Eukaryota; Metazoa; Arthropoda; Insecta; Lepidoptera; Pieridae. Bases 172 to 1413 code for a protein of 413 amino acids. Gene Ontology annotation, molecular function: Toll binding; growth factor activity. Gene Ontology annotation, biological process: innate immune response; regulation of Toll signaling pathway; central nervous system formation. Gene Ontology annotation, cellular component: extracellular region. The transcript is spliced from 8 exons. The record is from RefSeq and is a predicted model, not a curated record.
CUGUAGAAGUAGGCGCGCGUGUUUUGGAAUAUCUGUUCCACAUCGAACACUAUUGAAUGUAGCUAUGUACGAUAUUAAACUCGCGAUAAAUAAGUUCGAUUUUGUGCGAUCUGUUGUGGACGUUUUUGAUUAUUGAAUAAGUGUGUGGUGUGUUGAAUCUAGGAUAUAACAAUGGCGGCAAAAUUAAAACGCUUCAGUCUUCAUCUUCGAACAUUUUUAAUGAUAAUUUGGGCAGCGCACGGAGGUAACGGUUAUAAUUGUCCCUACGGCCAGAACUGCGCUUUUGAACCCGCGCCCCCGGGAAGAUCACCACCAUGUGCUCAACCCGGCCUGACCUACUGCCUUCACCCUGAACCAUACCCUGAGCAAGUGAUCAGAAAGCUCGUGCAGGCUGGACAGUAUGACAUCAGCACUCUGUUGUCGGACGAGAGCCGAGACGAGUUCAACGCCAACAAGAAAGGCUCCUACCCAUACGGCUACGGUCCCAACUCUCUCCCCCACGUCGACCAGAUAUCCCUGGUCGAUGACACGCUCGACUAUCACAAGAACUACAACACUAAGUUUCAUGCAAGAUUUAAUCAUGACAUAUAUUCAGAGAAGACUCCUCUACAGCCUCCGUCCCCAAUCGAACCAAGCCCAUACAACAUAAAGGCUUACCAAGCGGCCAACUAUUCUAAGUUCGGGUUCCAAGGGUACCACCACAGUUCCCCGAACUAUUGGAACCCCAGUUACGACAAGGCGUUGAGCUCAAAUAGCGUCACGCCUAAUCUGGGGAUUUACAACCCAAAUUACUUUAACACUCCCAACUUCUACCCGAACUACGACUCUGAUUGGUUUAGACAGGCGUCUAGUGGCGUAACACAUUAUAACCCAAACGAAUGGUGGAAAUACAUCUCUCCAUCCAACUCUCACUCGGACGUGACGAUAGAGAGAUCGGUAUCGUUUCCCCCGCGGACCCUGACUCAUGGAAGACGACGGAGGAACGCUGAGCUCGUCGAGGCGGCUGCAGCAGCUAAGGGAACCCUCACCGGCGCUGAAGCACUCAGGAUAGCUUUGGGUCUUGCCAGUGAAGACCCGUCAGCGGAGCGGUCGCGACGUCAGACCGCCAACAACCUGGAGCUGUGCCGCGUACGAACCCAGUUCAUAACGCCCCGAGCCGCGCUCAAUAACAAGGGGAAUUGGCGAUACGUCGUCAAUAUGCCCGAUAACAUGACACAGCUUGUUCGCGCCGAAAUCUGCGCCUCAAAUGAAUGCAGCGGACUAUGUACAUUACCUCGUGGGUACACAUCACGUUGCGAACAAAAAUACAUACAAAAAAGAUUAGUGGCGCUUGAAUCUACCGGCAGUAAUUUGUACACAGAUGUAUUUUGGAUUCCGAGCUGUUGUCAGUGUACACUAACUAAUAAUAAUUAAAAUAAUGUUGUCGGCCUGAACUCAUGUGAUGUACUUAUAAGUAAACAGCAAUUUUGCAUGAAUGUUUAGAGUUUUUGCUACUCGACGCUAGAUGGCGAUCUUAUGUUUGAAAGCUCUCUUCGGUUUGUUGGAUAAUAACAAGAUUUUGUACGGUUCCUUGAUUUAUUUGUACUUUUAAUGUUAAAAUAGUUAAGUGUAUGAACGCAUGAGAUGUUUCUGGGUAUAAAACAAGUAUUACGUAAUAUUUAGGUAAUAAUGGUAUUUAAAUAUGAGUAUUAUACAAAAUUCAAAUACAUGUUUUAUUUUCUAAAUUAUAAUUUAUACAGAGCAUUGAUUAUUCAUAUUUUAAAAUUUAGGAUCAAUGUUACUAAUUUUCUGUGAAUGCAUAUUGAAAAGUAAAGUAUGUUCUACUUUUUUUUACUCAAUCUUAAGAAUAUAAUUAAAUGAUCUCUCAGAUUUCUUUCUGAGUUAAAGCAAUGAUCUUAUUUUUUUACAUCGCCAAGUAACAUGGUGAAUCAUUGAUGAUACAUAAGAGAGUGCAAUGUAAAUAGUUUUAUACAAAGAGUGCUAAAUCAUAAAUUAAAUUGAAAAAUAUA